AUGGUUAAUGUCGAGCUACCUUUUGAUAUUCAAGACGAAGAAGAUGAAGAAGAGCAAGAUACCAAGGAAGAUGCAGUCGCCACUACACUAGAAGACAUCCCGAUCGAUGCAGUUCCCGAUAUCCCAGAGGGAUCAGUAUUGUACUACGUCUCAUCGCGCCAGCUUAUACUAGCCUCACCGUUAUUCGAAAGUAUGCUUCAGCAAGAUGCCUACAGAGAAGGCCACAAGAAGACUGAUGGAUACUACUACGUCAUCACUGAAGAGUGGAAUGCAGAGGCUUUCCUGCUCUUAAUGAACAUGCUUCAUCUACAGUGCGGAUACAUCCUGCUGUCCCCUUCGUUCGAGACGAUGGAUAAGCUUGCUGUCAUAGUCGACUACUAUGAUUGUGCAAAGGCCAUUGAGAUCUUCACAUCGUUGCAUAUGAAGAGAAUGGUUCAGAAGAAAAAGUUCAAGGAGUAUAAUCGGAAACUGAUACUCGAGAUACUGGUUUCCUUCGUUUUCAAGUGGAGAAAAUGCUUUGAAGCAGCCACACGAAGCGCGAUCCUCGAGUGUGAUGAGAACACAGUACGCAUGUUGGGCCUACCUAUACCUCUGUCAGUAACAAGAUUAUUCUCGGCGCACCGCAUUACGGAGGCUGCAACGCGAUCGUCAGGGCGACGGGGUGUCCCACUAGCAGGCCAACAGACGGGCCCUUUUCCGGAAAUCAGUUUACUUUUCAUCGAUCUCGCAAUGUUUACGUUUUUUCCUGCAAGCUUAUGCUGGGUUGUACCAAGAAACGGUGCGUGA
This is a messenger RNA of Pyrenophora tritici-repentis Pt-1C-BFP, 786 nucleotides long. The record is from RefSeq and is a predicted model, not a curated record. Lineage: Eukaryota; Fungi; Ascomycota; Dothideomycetes; Pleosporales; Pleosporaceae.